AUGCCUUUCUCACUUAAAAUGUUAGGCUGGGUUUACACUAGCAACAUAUUGCAGCAAUUUACUUGCGCGGAGGAACUUGCCGCGCGAGUUGCGAGUGUAAACUUAUCGCCAAGUCGACUUGCGACCGUAGCAAUUUAUUGCGGAAGUUGCUUGCUGUACGUUUUCCGCUUCCAGUGUGAACACCACGCAAGAGCUAUCUCUAUCUCACGUAUUAUAUACCAACAAAUUUCAGAAAUGGAGGAGAAACGAGAAUGGACGAAACAGGACACAGAAAAUUUUAUUGAAGCUGUGGAGAGCUUCCCCGAAAUUUGGGACGUACAUAAUCGGGACUUUAAGGAUCGAAUGAAGAAGAUGUGUGCAUUGAACGAAAUCUCGUCAAUAUUCGACACCUCAGUGAAAGAGGUACAAAGAAAGUGGCAUAAUUUAAAGACCCAAUUUUCUCAAGAAGUUAGGAAACUGCAGAAAAUUAAAAGCGGCUCUCCUGGCGUAGUUUCGGAUUCUCGGUGGCCGUAUUUUUCAGCAAUGAAAUUUCUAGAGAGUAGUGUUGCCACAACCUCUAACAGAAUAUCUUCGCUAUCAACAAAGGAAGAAGAAAUAGUUACAGGAGAUGAUGUGCCUGUUGCUAAUGAGGGGAAGAAACGAAAAAGAAAGGAGACUAAAGGAAGUGGUAAUGGACUCAUUGAAAAGGCAGAAAAAAUUCUGGGCCAGGAAAUUGAUGCUUUCCAAACCUUUGGAGAUUAUGUGGCUAGUGAGCUGCGGUCACUAAAGAAUGAAAAAAAUGUAAACAAACUGAAAAUAAUGAUUCUAAAAAACAUCAUUGAAAUAAGCGAGAUUGACAGUGCAGAAAUACCAUCCACUCCAGAUUCGCCAGUGAGAGAGACAAGUGCUGCCAGUCAAUGCGUACUUAAUGUUACAGAUUUUAUAAACAUAGAAUAA
Messenger RNA from Schistocerca cancellata (South American locust), 936 nucleotides. RefSeq lists its product as uncharacterized. Lineage: Eukaryota; Metazoa; Arthropoda; Insecta; Orthoptera; Acrididae. The transcript has 3 exons. Gene Ontology annotation, biological process: regulation of transcription by RNA polymerase II. Bases 1 to 936 code for a protein of 311 amino acids. The record is from RefSeq and is a predicted model, not a curated record. Gene Ontology annotation, cellular component: nucleus; transcription regulator complex.